Messenger RNA from Petromyzon marinus (sea lamprey), 2147 nucleotides. RefSeq names its product short chain dehydrogenase/reductase family 39U member 1 (gene SDR39U1). The record is from RefSeq and is a predicted model, not a curated record. Lineage: Eukaryota; Metazoa; Chordata; Hyperoartia; Petromyzontiformes; Petromyzontidae.
UCACGUUCCGGGGCCCUGCCUCGUUAUAUGAGGCGAGGCGGUGCCCGCGCCACCCACGUUCCAGGGCGCGUGUUAUUCAGCCCCACGUGGCGGCACACCGUCUCCGCCUUCACGUCUCCUCCCGUGCUCUCUCCGCGUCUCCCGUCCCAGCCAUGAGGGUGGUCGUGGGAGGCGGCUCGGGCUUUGUGGGCUCGGCGCUGUGCCGUCUGCUCGGCAGCCGGGGCCACACCGUGACGCUGGUGUCGCGCUCGCCCGGCUCGGGCCGCGUCACCUGGGAGGAGCUCAAGGCGAGGGGGCUGCCGCCGUGCGACGCUGCGCUCAACCUGGCCGGCCUGCCCGCCAUCGACCCGCUGCGCCGCUGGAGCCCGGAGCUGAGCGCGGAGCUGCGCAGCAGCCGCGUGGAGACCACGGCCGCGCUCGCCCGGGCCGUGUCGGAGGCCAAGCCGCGGCCUCACACGUGGCUACUCGUCACAGGGGUGGGCUACUACCGGCCGAGCCGCACCGCGCACUACACCGAGGACAGCCCAGGCGGAGACUCGGACUUCUGGGCGCAACUCGUGACCGCGUGGGAGACCGCGGCGAAGCUCCCGGGCAGCCAGCAGGAGAGCGCGGUCCGACAGGUGGUGGUGCGGCCGGGCUUGGUGCUGGGAAAGGGAGGCGGCGCCAUGAGUCGCAUGGUGUGGCCCUUCUGGCUGGGGCUGGGCGGCCCGAUCGGGAACGGCAAGCAGCCCUUCCCGUGGGUCCACGUGGACGACCUGGCAGGCAUCAUCGCGCACGCCCUGGAGACUCCGUCGGUGUGCGGGGUGCUCAACGCCGUCGCGCCCAGCGCCGUCAGCAACGCCGACUUCGCGCGAGAGUUGGGCCGGGCCCUGGGUCGCCCGGCGCUGCUGCCGAUGCCCGGCUUCUUUGUGAACGCGAUGCUGGGCCGCGAGCGGGGCCUGCUGCUCCUACAGGGUCAGAGCGUGAGCCCCAAGAGGACCCUGGAGAGCGGCUACCGCUUCAAGUUCCCCGAGCUCGCCCCGGCGCUUGAGGAAGUUGUGUCGUGAUCCCUGCGGCUUCGUAUCCGUCGCAAGCCCCGGCAGACGCCUCGUCGCGUCUGCUUUCUCCAGCACGCUCCGCCCUCGCUAUAUUCACUCCACGUAUACAUUUGCGUUGCGUAUUCCUCCAGAAAAAUCAGGCCUCCGUGAGUCCUGUUUAAGUGUUUGCUUUGGAUAUUGAAGGGGUCCGUGUAACAAAAAAAAUAUCUCAUUCAACCCGUGUGGCUUCUGGACUGACGCUUCCCUUUGGUAUUCAUGAAAGCGUCAACCUGGGUCUAUUUCUACCUUAAGUUUCAUCAUGCUUCUGGGUUGCCAGGUGUAAAUGCAUCCACCUACAAUGUGCAUAGAAUGGAUGUCAAGGAACCAGGGUUGGUAACAUUGCAAAUAUGAAAGAUAGCAUUUUCUUGCUGUAAGGGACCCAAAGUUUGGCCAAGAUAAAUUCGCUAUUUUCUUUCAACAUUGCCGUGAAAUGGUCUGCGAGGAGAUUGUCGGUCUCUGGGUAGUGUGUAGGGUCGGGGAGGUGGCCGGCUUGGUAUAAACAGUUGCGAUAGGCGGGCCACUCUGCACCAGACCCUUCGACUGAUAAGAGUACCGCUGGGCAUCCCACAACACAAACCUCGCAUUGCAGACCAGUGAUUCCUAGACAUCUGCGUCGAUUGUGCGAUGUGUUGGGAACAUGCUACAAGGACGGACACCACACUGUGUGGCAGAUAAGGAUGAUGUAAUACGCAUUUGCAUGUGUGCAGUUCAUCGUAAUGUGUGUGAAAGACGACGCAUUUGGACGUGGAUAAGAGUGUCUUUACUUACUGGGAUGUGGUUUGUUUGGUUUGAUGGUGAUAAUUUAAAUAGGUGUUGUUAAAGGGUAAUAGAAGGUAUUGCACAAACAUCAAUCAUGGUCUUGUCGUUUAAGUCGCUCGAGGACUGGGCAGUCGGGAAAUCGUUUAGACCACCUCGGGUCUGCUUCCAGUUGUAAUGUACGAGGCAUCAACCUCUAGGCUUGUGAAUAGCAGUACAGUUCUAAUGUAUUUAAAGUUCGUGAACUGACCUAAAUGAUAUACAACUGAUGCACUGCUGUAAAAUCUGUUAAUUAAAUGUUUUUUUUGCAAUUUG